Messenger RNA from Sorghum bicolor (sorghum), 5187 nucleotides. Its product is annotated as titin homolog. Lineage: Eukaryota; Viridiplantae; Streptophyta; Magnoliopsida; Poales; Poaceae. The transcript is spliced from 9 exons. The record is from RefSeq and is a predicted model, not a curated record. Bases 338 to 4909 code for a protein of 1523 amino acids.
CGCGUCUUGUGAUGCGGAAUUCGACGGCAAAAGCUUAUCGUAGGCCGUAUAAAUCCAGAUCCCAACUGCGUGUGUUAAGCCCAAAUCGCGUCCUCAAAAACCUCUCGUCCCGAAAGCGCACACAACAACUCCUCAGAAGGCACGCGCGACGGCCAGGUACAGACAGAUCCAUCUCUCGCCUCGCAUCCCCACCUCCCUCGCCGAUCGAGGCCCGCCGCCGCGCCCAGAUCGCUUCUUCGCCUCGGCGCGGAGGUGGCCGAGGGGGGAGGAGGAGCCUCCCGGAUCCGCCUCGCCGUCUCCGUCGGCUGAUCGGGGCGCGAUCCGCGGGGGAGCAGCAAUGACGGCGGAGGGGACGCCGUGCAACGGCGCCGGCGAGGCGCCGAAGGUGGAAUUCGCGCCGGAGAAGGUGGUGGUGGCCGCGGCGCCGGAGGAGAAGACGGCGGCCGGUGAGCGCGAGGGCGAGGAGGACGUCGGCGGGCCGUUCGUGAUCGUCAACGGCGGCGACUCCGACGGGCACUCCGACCGUGGCUCAGAUCUGGGCAAGGCGCCCGACGAGGACUCGCCGUCCGAGGAGGACGGCGUGCCCGUCUCCAAUGCAGCUCCGGACGCGGCCGUGGGCGGAGAUCACGGGGCCGCCGAAGGGGAAGUGGGUGCGGCACUCGGUGCUUCGUCGGUGGAGGGGGGUGAUCGUGCUUCCGACGGGUCCGAGGGUGGCGCGGAUGAGGGCAAAGGUGAGCCAAGUUCCGAUUCUGUUGCUGAAGUGGCGCAGCAGGAGGCUGCUGGUGAAGAGAACGGUGGGGCAGCUGCUCUGGCGUCCGGUGGGUGCGAACCUGCCAUCACCAGUGAUUACUCUGACGCACCUGCUGUGGAUUCUGAGGUUGAAGGCAAGGAGGGCAUAGUGGAUGCAAGUGCUGUUGCUGAUGUCGCUGAAGCAGUAGUGCAUCAGGAAGCUAGCACAGAGCAGGAUGGAGAUGCCGCUGUGAUGUCCUUUGGCCAUGAUGAUGCCCUAUCAUCUCCCAAGUCUUCUUCUGCUGCCAUGGAGUCCGAGGUUAUUAGAGAGGAUAGCAAAGAAGAGAGUACCGCUGAUGUUGUGGCACCACAGGAGCAGGGUGCAGUUGGGGCAAAUGCUUUGGAGAAUGAGCAUCUUUGUGCUGAUAUGAGGGCUGAUUCAGUUGUAGCUGCUACUGAGCCUGACAGUCAAGAGGAUGCUGCUGUGGAGUCCUGCAGGCAAGAUGCUGCUGCUGUGGAGUCUUGCAGGCAAGAUGAUGCCCUAAUUUGUACUGAGUCUGGUUCUGCUGACAUUGAGUCUGAGGUUUAUGGGGAGGAUAGCAAACAAGAACAGAGCAAUGCUGGUGUCGUGGAGGUCUUGGAGCAGGGUGUUGGUAGGGCAGAUGCACUGAUAGCAAAUGGGCAUCUUUGUGCCGACACCCAAGCUGAUUCUUCUGAAGCUACUACAGAGCCUGAGAACCAUUCUAAUGAGAGCAAAUUGACUGAAGUUGCAGAAUCAGUGGAGGAGGAUGCUGCCAAUGCCACAGAUGCAUCAUCACAAACCAAUGGCAAUAUUUAUGUUGCCUUGAGUGCUGAUUCUGGUAUAGUUGCUUCUGAGUCUAAGGCUGAUUCCUUUGAGAAAGAUGGGCAAGAAACCGAUCAGCAAGAAGAGGGAGCUCCAAAAACUGAAGCUGAAGUAUUGGAGGGAGUGUUAAAAACAACUGAAAGGAACUGUGCAGGUACUGUUGAGGAACUCAUAGGAGAGGAAGUUGACGCAGUUGGGCAUGCCAGUGUAGAAGAUACAGCUGAUGCUUCUGGGGAGCAAGAAGCCAAUCCCAUGCAGGUAGAAGGUGAAGCCACAUGUGGUAUUCUCGAAUUUGAAGAAGUGGAUAUGGAUAAGGACAGUGAGGAGGGUUUUUGUGAUGACUCCACAGUUGGUAAGGAAAAAAUAGAUGAAGCUGUCCCCAGUGUUAAUGUUGGUGAGUCGGAGGAAGUAACUGAGAAUACAAGCCAAGAUACCAUGCAGGGUGGAUUGGCCAAGGAUGGAGUUUAUAUAGGCACAAUUCAUAUUAAGCCAGGAUCAGAUCCUUAUGUUGAAUCAAGCCUUGAACAUAAAGUCAAGGCAGAAGUUGAUUUAGUUGAUGAAAUCACAGCAGAGUCAGAUUUGAAAGCUGUAAAUAUGGUUGAAGUAAGAACAGCUCAUGAAGUUGAUGAAGUAGAGGUAAAAGAAGUUGCUUUUGCUGAUGAGGCUAACCUAGCUCCUUUACACCUUCAGCAGGACUGUGAAUCUGUUAUGGAAACUAUAGAGCAUGAGAAGGUGGAAGCACCAGGUGGCUGUCAAGCUCAUGAAAUUGAGAAUUCUUCAGAAGUAGAACCGAAAAAAGAGUUUGAGAUGGAGGUUGAUGAUGACGUUCCAUUGCAAGAAGCUGCAGCUUCUGCGGUCUCUGUUUUCCACAGUGAGCCAAGGUCCAUUGAUUUGGUUGAGAAUGAUUGUUGUAACCAUUCUAGCCCAACUACUGUAUUGGAAUCUUGUGACCAUGCGCUAACUGAGGAGAGCAGAUCACAAGAAAUUUCUAUGACCACUGUUGAGCAACCUAUAUGCGGUGCUUCUUUGGAACAUGGAACAAUGGUGGUUGAUGAAGCUGAAACAAACUCUGCAACAGGAAAUGGAUCUAAAGAAAAAUCUAGCGACGUUGCUGUUGAUCAAGUUGAACCUAUCAACCUGAAUGUAGAUGAACUUGUUGCGGUUAAUGAUGAUCAGCCCAGUUUUGUUCCAAAUUGUGAAUCUGCUAGCUUGGAUAAACCCGGAUGUUUUUCCAAAAAGGACGAUUCAAGUGAGAUUGUUGAAGAUAGCAAAUCACUAGAAAAUCAGUCAGAAAUUUGCAAUGCAGAGUGUUCCUCCAGAAUUGCAAAUGAAGGUCCCUCUCUAAUUAAUAUGUCUGAUGAGUGUUCCUCCAGAAUUGCAAAUGAUUGUUCCCCUAAUGAGGCUUCUCAUCUAACUGAGGAGCCUUGCCUCUCAGACAAGUCAUGCAACACCAUCAAUUAUGAAAAUGGAAAUGAGCCUGCUAAAUCUUCUGAUGUGGUUGAAACCAAAUGUGUGGAAGCACUAGUGACAGAACAGAAGGACAAUGGACACCAUGCUUCUGGUGAGUGGCAUGGAGAUCAUGCGCAAGUCAUCGGACCACAGAGAGUCUACAUAAUUAAAGUUCCAAAGUUUGCCGGUGAUGAUCUCUGGAAUAAGAUCCAGGCUGCGCAGGCUCACUUAGACCAAUUGACCCAGGAAAGAGAUGCGAUUAACCGUCGUAGGCAAAAGCAAAAGGCUGUAUGUGAUCAAUACAGGGAGAAGCUUGAGGCAGCACGUCAAGAAGAGCGGGAAGCUAGGAUUGCCCAUGGAGAUAAGAAGAAUGAUUUAAAUAGUGUACGUUCGGUAUUAGGGAAAUUGCACCAAGCAAAUUCAGUUGAAGAACUUGAUGAGCUGAUUGCAAAGAAAGAGAGGACUAUGCAACAUGAGACCAUUUCUUCUUUGAAAGAAGAAAAGCUUUUAAUUAAAGAGAUUAAUGAAUUAAAAGCCCAACGGAAGCAGCUGUCUGCCACUAUGGGCUCAAAGGCUGAAAUCAAUGAGGCAUUUGACCAAAAAGAUCACAUUCAUGAGCGGCAUAAGGUGUUAAAGAAGGAUUCUGAUGUUUUAUUUACCAACCUGAAAGCCCUAGAGGAAAACACAAGAAAGAUUCAAAAAUCUUUCGAAGAUGAAAGAACAGCUCUAAGAAAAUUAACAGAGGAACACCGAGCAGCUAAUGAAAUACGCCAAAAGGCCUACAGUGAGUGGACUGAGCUUAGAAAUGAGCCCAGCAAGAAGAAUGAAUACUUUUUCGAGUACAGGGAUGCCCGGAAUGCAGCAGAAACUUUCAGAGCUAAUGGAGAUGCAAAUGGACUUAAAACACACUGUAAUAGUCAGAUUGAGAGAAUUAUGGAAAUGUGGAACACAAACGAGGACUUCCGCAAGCAGUAUGUUGAAUCAAACAAGGUUAGCACACUAAGGAGAUUAGGGACCCAUGAUGGACGAAGACUUGGCCCUGAUGAGGAUCCUCCAGUCAUUCCAAGCAGAAGACCAAGCAACAUUUAUCCAUUGUCUGCCUCAAGCCCAGAAGUGCCCACUUUAGCUUCAAUGCCAGCACCUGUAUUGGCUGCUCCAGCUGCAGUCCCUGCCAAAGAGGACUCCUUUCCUGCUUUGGCAGCCCCCCAGACCAGUAAGCGCGCCAAAUCAAAAGCAUCUGGUAGCUCUGCCCAGAUUGAGAACAAUUCUGUUAUAGUAUCAGAGGCAGAAGAUUUGAAACAAACUUUAAAAGAAAAGGCUCGUCUAGUGGAGGAACAAUUGGAGUUAGCUAGGAAAGCAGAGGAGUUGGCACGGAAGGAGGAGGAGGAAUUAAGGAAAGAGAGGGAUGCAGCUGAAAAGGAGCGGCUUAGGCUGGAGCAGAAGGCUAAGGCUAAGGAGGCUGAGGAGAGGAAGAGGCGGAAAGCAGAGAAGGACAAGGAAAGAGCCGAGUUCAAAGCACGUAAGGAAGCUGAGGAGAGGGAGAAGAAGAAAGCAAAGAAAGACAAAAAGAAAGGCACAACCCCAGCAGAGUCGAGCGCCAUUGCUGACAGCAAUGCUGCGGCUUUGGCUACAGCGGAUACUGACAGCAAUGCAUCAGACAACCCAAGGGAAGCUGAUGUUUCUCAACCAGCGGCUCCCAAGAGGCUGUCUAGGCCAGCAGCGGCAAUCAAGCAACUGAACAGGUUGCAGCCGAUGCCAGCGCCCCUGCGCAACAGGGGCAGGAGGAAGCUGCGGCAGUACAUCCUGAUUGCAGCGGCUGUGCUAUCGGUGCUGGCGUUGUUCGUGGCAGGCAACUAUAUUCCCAGGCUCAAGUCGGUUCACUCCUAAGUUUAUCGGUAGGAAAGGGGUGCGGUGAACCUGGUUCUUCUACCUAGAGGAUUCCUUCGUCUUAUUUCGACUGUUCCGGUUGAUUUGUAUUUAUUUUCCCCUUAUAUAGGUUGUGAUGAUGAGAGUUGAGGGUGCAUUGUGUUAAAGUUGUUUACCGGAUGGUGGUGAAAUAUUCGUUAGAACAUGGUAAUAAUGACUAUAGAUUCUUUUUUGUAUAUAGGCCCUCUGGUGGUCUCCUUAGCGUAUAUGAUUUUUAAUCCUAUGGCGUUUUGGCUGUC